Molecule: messenger RNA, 1613 nt
Organism: Pistacia vera
Lineage: Eukaryota; Viridiplantae; Streptophyta; Magnoliopsida; Sapindales; Anacardiaceae
Product: UNC93-like protein 1
Exons: 2
Coding region: 7-1416 (469 amino acids)
Source: RefSeq, a predicted model, not a curated record
ACAAUCAUGGGAAUAUCCAACCCAGAUGAAGAAUCUGCUCAAUCGAUUCGACCCAUUUCACGUUUCAGGUACAACUCGCCCCUAGUACAGGUAUGCCUAAUUGGUGUUGUCUGUUUCUGUUGUCCUGGAAUGUUCAAUGCUUUGUCAGGAAUGGGUGGUGGUGGCCAAGUUAACCACGACGCUGCUAAUAAUGCCAAUACUGCUCUUUACACCACCUUCGCCAUUUUUGGCAUUCUGGGUGGUGGCAUUUACAAUCUUUUGGGCCCUCAAGUGACCCUCCUCUCCGCAUGUUCCACUUAUGUGCUUUACGCCGGCGCUUUUCUUUACUACAAUCAUUACCAGCAUCAGACUUUUGCUAUUGUUGCAGGUGCUCUUUUGGGCAUCGGCGCUGGCCUUUUAUGGGCGGCGGAAGGGGCCAUUAUGACCUCUUACCCUCCACCUAACCGGAAGGGUACUUAUAUUUCAAUUUUUUGGAGUAUUUUUAAUAUGGGUGGUGUUAUUGGUGGACUUAUUCCUUUUGUUCUUAAUUACAAUCGUGGUAAUGAUGCUACUUCUGUUAAUGAUGGAACUUAUAUUGGGUUCAUUUGCUUUAUGUCUGCUGGUGCUCUUCUUUCUUUGGCCGUUUUGCCACCGAGGCUUGUUGUGCGUGAUGAUGGGAGCCGGUGUACCAACAUUAAGUACUCUAAUGUGACCACUGAGGUUAUUGAAAUUGCUAAGUUGUUUUCGAAUUGGCGGAUGCUUUUGCUUAUGCCUGCUUCUUGGGCUAGUAAUUUCUUUUAUACUUAUCAGUUUAAUAAUGUUAAUGGGGCCCUUUUUAGUCUGAGGACAAGGGGUUUGAACAAUGUUUUCUAUUGGGGUGCUCAAAUGUUGGGUUCUGUUGGGAUUGGUUAUGUGUUGGAUUUUAGUUUUCAGAGUAGGAGAAGAAGGGGAUUUUUUGGGAUUGGCUUGGUGGCUCUGUUUGGUACAGUAAUUUGGGCAGGUGGUCUUGCUAAUCAACUCACUUACUCUAAGCCUAAAACUGUGACGUUGGAUUUCAAGGACUCUGGUCGUGAUUUUGCUGGCCCCUUUGUGUUGUAUUUCAGUUAUGGGUUGCUGGAUGCUAUGUUUCAGAGUAUGGUUUACUGGGUCAUUGGAGCCCUGGCUAAUGAUUCGGAGACUCUUAGCAGGUAUAGUGGAUUCUACAAGGGAGUGCAAAGUGCAGGGGCUGCAGUGGCUUGGCAAAUUGAUACUCACAAAGUUUCAUUCCUCUCGCAAUUGAUUGUUAAUUGGUCUCUCACUACGGCUGGUUAUCCGUUGCUUGCACUUCUUGUCAUUUUAGCUGUAAAGGACGACAAUAAGGCUGAGGAAGGUCCUCCCAAGGAUGUUGCUCUUCCAUCUUUUGAUGAAGCUUCUGGUGGGGUUGCCAAGCCAAAUUAAUAGCAUCCCUUGUUACAUUCUCUUCGUCUAUAUAGUUUGAACAUUGUGCCUCCUAUUUCUGUACUCUUGUUUUCUAUAGUGCCAUCUCAAUCUUUCAGAAACUUGAUGUCUCUCAAUUGUAGAGUAUAUGUUGCUUCGUCAUUGUCCAUCCCAUUAAAGGAAAGAAAUAAAUUUAAGAUUACGUGUUUACAGCUGAA